UGCUCAUGAUCUCUACUCACAGACCCACAGCUCUGUGCUUUUAUUACACCCUCUGCUUGUUUAUGUGCAGCCGCUGAACGGUAGAGUCUUCAUUUGAGCAGAGGCAAAUGUGGCUUUAGUGGAACAAAGCGCAUAGUAAAUAACUAGAAACCCAUUGAGUGAUCACACGAAGCGUCCAUUCUUUCUCUCACAGUAACUUUUCCCUAGUAACCAGGCGGCGACGUGACCAGAAAACGAACGGCGGCCAGGCUGCAUCCCAGGGGGGCUGUGCGGGGAGCGGACUGCUGUUAACACCGUGUGAAUCCCAAUUGUCCUACAGUGUCAGUUAAUGUUACACAGAAAUUACAGACUUGUGUACUUUCGACUGGAAGCCGGAGUGCGUGACGUCCUUCGCGUUCGGCGCGGGUUGGAUUCAGGAUGACCGCGAUCAAAAUGAGGGCAGUGGCUCCUGCUGCCCAGGGGAAGUCUCGCCCUCUUUUCCUGGAGGUGCUGUGUCGAAGUCUGAUCAUUCUUUGUGUGGCUCUCUCUGUUGUCCUGUCCUCUGUCGCAGUGUGUGAUGGACACUGGCUGUUGUCUGACCGACGUAUGUUUGGCCUUUGGUUCUUCUGUGUGGUGGAGGACUCUGGCGCGGCCCCCAACUGCAGUAGGCAUAUUGGGGAGGGUCUGGACCCGGGACUGUGUGUGUGUCGUUCUGUUGUCUCUCUGGCUGUGGUGAGUGCCAUCUUUGGCCUGGAGCUGCUGGUGAUGUCCCAGGUGAGCGAGGGGCGGGCAUCUAGCCAGCGCUGGCAUCUGGGAGCAUGGCUUGUGCUGCUGGCUGCAGGGUUCGCUGCUGGGGGGGUUGCGACCUUUGUGUUCCUGUUUUGGGAUCAUGCUACACCUCUGGGCUUCACUCUCACCUUCUGGUGCCAGUUCACUGCAACCUUCCUGUUCUUCCUCAAUGGCUUGGCAGCACGGCAUAUCCAGAAUAUGGCAGAACUGCUUCCCUCUAGUGGUCAUUUGGGAGGAAAACUGUAGGCAUCAGCCUCUCUGGAUUCAACACUCUGUGGUGCUGUACAACCGCCACAGAGCAGAAUUAAGAGGAUAUACUAUGAUGCUAUUUCUUGGGUUAUUGAGCCAAAUGGUUCCAUUUAAAGAACUGUACAUAAUCACAAUGGCUAGGCAAUGAAUAAAUAAUCCAGGUAGUUUAUUCAGUCUUGUUAAUUCAAAUCUUUUUCUCAAUAAAGACAUUUUAUUUUCACAAUUUCA
Messenger RNA from Colossoma macropomum (tambaqui), 1245 nucleotides. It is a transcript of the gene tmem37, whose product is annotated as transmembrane protein 37. Gene Ontology annotation, molecular function: calcium channel activity; voltage-gated monoatomic ion channel activity. Gene Ontology annotation, cellular component: membrane. The coding region runs from base 418 to 1014 and encodes 198 amino acids. NCBI's taxonomy places the organism in Eukaryota, Metazoa, Chordata, Actinopteri, Characiformes, Serrasalmidae. The transcript has 2 exons. The record is from RefSeq and is a predicted model, not a curated record.